Messenger RNA from Anopheles darlingi, 2104 nucleotides. Its product is annotated as PI-PLC X domain-containing protein 2. The transcript has 3 exons. Bases 607 to 1596 code for a protein of 329 amino acids. NCBI's taxonomy places the organism in Eukaryota, Metazoa, Arthropoda, Insecta, Diptera, Culicidae. The record is from RefSeq and is a predicted model, not a curated record. Gene Ontology annotation, molecular function: phosphoric diester hydrolase activity. Gene Ontology annotation, biological process: lipid metabolic process.
GCGCCUAGUCACACGUUUAUCGCGGAGCGGAGUUUUGUUGAUUUGCGAAUCUGGCGAGAGUAUGAGUGCAUAAGCCCGGGCUACCAAAGUGGAUAAAGCCCCCGAAUUGGUGUUUCGUGAGGAAAAGAAAUGUGCGACAGCAUUGCAAAUUCGCACGCUCGACUGUUUCUUUGUUUCGCACACAACGGUUCCGCAUUGCACCAAAAGUGUCCCCGAAAGGCCAGAUACCAGUUUCCGCAGCGAAUUGUGUGAUAGUGUGUGCUAGCAACAAACAACCAGCAGCCGACGGAAGGAAGACCUUCGAUGGUCUUGAGUGAGGGCUACCAGGGAGAGAGUUGAGCUACCUGCCCCCAGAUUCAGAAUUCCCGGAAAGAAGCGACUGCCGGAUUCUGCGAAUAAAAAGCCAACUCUCUUCUCGAGCCCCAGCUGCUCCUUUCCCAAGUGCUCGUUCCAAGGAUUCGGCUGGAACGGAGAGCGAGAAAAAGAGAACACUGGAGACACACCGAAUGAUGCUCUCUCAGAACUGACCAGUGCUUAAACACAACGUGUGUCCCGUUAAACGGCAAGGUGUCGGUAUCGUAAUCACUCUUUUGACAAUUCAGUGAAAUGGCCGAUUUUACGGAAGAUUUGGAGAACUGGAUGGGGAAGCUCCCGGCAGAGCUGAAGGAAAUACCCAUCAUAAAUCUUGCGAUCCCUGGUUCGCACGAUACCAUGUCAUACGGCAUUAAGAACAAGGCCCCCGUUGCGCCGGAUGCCGAUCCGGUCGUAGAAACAUUAAACAAAUUCAUUCCUUGCGUAGUACGCCGCUGGGCUGUUACUCAAAGGUACACGAUUCAAGAGCAGCUCAAAAGUGGAGUACGGUACUUCGAUUUGCGAAUUUGUAUGAAAAGGCCAGAAAAUAAGUUCUACUUCGUGCACGGGCUGUUCUGCGAAGAGAUUACGGAACCGUUGGAGCAGCUGAAGGAUUUUCUUCGCACGCAUCCUAAGGAGUUUGUCGUGCUCGAUUGUCAGCAUUUCUAUCUCUUCAACCCGACCGAUCACUGCGUCCUGUCAGCGGAAUUGAAUCGUGUAUUCGACAAAAAGAUUUACUCACGAAACGUAAACCAGCUUAAGGACUGCACGCUGGCGUCAGCCACCUCGAUGGGAAAGCAGAUCCUGAUCGUGUACCGCAGUGACGCAUGCGUGAAUGAUCGUUUCUGGCUGAGUCAAGACUGGCCGACGCCAUGGCCGAAUGAGAUCAACGUGAAAAAGCUCCAGCAAUACUUGGAUGAAUCGUUAGCGCAGCGUAGCGCUGACACUGGUUUCGUAUCGCAGUGUGUCCUCACGCCUUCCGUUCGCUACAUCGUACCACGGUUCAUGUCUUCGUUGCGCACAACCUGCGCCAAAACCGUCGACAAGCAGCUGAUGGAUUGGAUCAAGCUGCAAACGCCAGGUAUUUUCGUCGGUGAGGAUAAGCCACGCACAAACGUGUUUCUGGCUGAUUUCGUGGACAUUGCGGAUAAUCAGUUCUGUAAGGUGGUUAUAGGAUUGAAUAAGAAAAUUCUGGACAAAGAAAACAAUAGCACGCAUAGCUCGCCUUCAAAAAAGAGCUUGUAAACGGAGAGGAGCGGGACACUUAAAGCAAUUUUUUCUUGCAUAAUAUGGUUUUAUCACAACGGGUUUCCGUUGUUACAACUUAAAGUUUUAGUUUUAGAAACUCAUUUUUAUAAAUGUAUCUUUUUAUGCUGUGAUUUUGCUAGAUAAUCUGAAAGCUGCACAUGGUGCUCUUCGAUUUCAUAUUACUUUAAUUUACUUUCUCUCUUUUGACGGAACGAUACCUGGAAGAAUAUAACCUUUGGCACAAAACAAACAGACAAUCUCUAGUAAACGAUACAAUAUUUAAACUACCACUGAUACCAUUCGGUUUAUGUAUGAAGCAACUGCAUCCUUUCCUCUAAUUCUAAACAAGUUACAUAGGAAAAAGUAAAAAGUUUUAACUCAAACACGUUAGAGCAGUCGUUGCUAAAGUGUAUCAUAGGAAAGGGAAUAUACAUAUAAAAUCAAUAUAUUUAAAUGUUGUUGUUCGUUACGUUCGAAUGCCAAAUAAAGCACUCCAUGCACAAUA